UUUUCGAACGAGAUAUCAUUUGCAUUUUCGAUUUUUCAUCCCAACAUGAACUUAUUCCCCCUUCUCUUUUUGUCUUUAGGGGUCUGUAACUCGGUUUAUUCCCUCGGUUUAUUCCCUCGCGAUUUAUCCCUCGCUCGAUCGAACAGCAGCUCUCGAAUGACAUAAUUUGUUGAAAUCGGUUGGGUAAAAAACUACCUAUAAGUUAAAACAUUUUUAUGAUUUAAGCUUGCAUUUAUUCAUAAAAUAUUUAUACAAAUAUUCAAAAUGCUCGUCAUGAUUAUUCUGAUAGUUGUUAUUGUGCUUUUGCUCAUUGUUGUAUAUCUUCUUCACAAAAAUAAUAAACAAUUUUCACAACAACAACCGAAACCUUCAGUAACGUUAACUGCCUUGCCAGCUCCUGAGGCAAUUCUACAUUCGACCCCGCCAUCUCAUUUAGGGCUUCCAAAUACACUUCCACAGCCAGUGCCAGUUGGGAAUGAUUCAAAAUCUUCGCUUCAAAUUGCAAUUUUACCAAUUAUAGUGGUUGGAGACAGAAACGAGAAGGUGAAUUUGCUGCAUAAUGGAGAUAAUAAAGCUGAGAAAGGAGGCGGAAAAAUGGGAACAAGUAAGAAGGAGAAUUAUUUGGAAAGGCGUAAUCCGACACAAAAUUCAAUUUCGUCCGAAGUGUUGUUUGGAGAUAAAUGCAAUGAUGAGAAUUCUAAAAAAGAAGAAGAUGCAACAUCCUUAUCAGGAAGUGAUAGCAGUUCAUCUAAAUUUGACGAACAAGAGGCUGCUGCAGUGUUCAAGGCAACUUUUUUUUAUAUUUACUAUGCUGAUAGAAAGUAUACCAGCUCUGUCAAAGUUUGCAACAUUAAUGCGAGGGGCAACGAAUGAAUCAAAUAAAGAAG
This is a messenger RNA of Meloidogyne enterolobii, 887 nucleotides long. The record is from the annotation of a GenBank genome assembly. Lineage: Eukaryota; Metazoa; Nematoda; Chromadorea; Rhabditida; Meloidogynidae.